This is a messenger RNA of Chinchilla lanigera (long-tailed chinchilla), 2375 nucleotides long. RefSeq names its product G protein-coupled receptor 39 (gene Gpr39). The record is from RefSeq and is a predicted model, not a curated record. Gene Ontology annotation, molecular function: G protein-coupled receptor activity. Lineage: Eukaryota; Metazoa; Chordata; Mammalia; Rodentia; Chinchillidae. The transcript is spliced from 2 exons. Gene Ontology annotation, biological process: G protein-coupled receptor signaling pathway. Gene Ontology annotation, cellular component: membrane. Bases 999 to 2363 code for a protein of 454 amino acids.
ACAGCGCCGAGCUCACCUUCCCACACCGCCUGAGAGGGGGCGGACGGUGAAAGGGGGCCCGGGCUUUUCGUCCCCCCUGGGGAUGAAGCACCCUCGGAGGCUUUAAACAAAGUCAGGGCUCUUUUAUCCGGAUCCCACUAGCCCGGUUGGGGCUGACUCAGCUCCUUCGCUGCACCCGGCGCUCCCUAAAGGAGCGAGCGCCCUGCCGCUCUCCCAGGGCCGGCGGCGGCGAAGGCGGGCCCAGGCGAGCUGUCCACAGCGGCCCAGAGCUGGCCUUGGAGGGCCCUGACGGUUGUGGGGUGCACGGCGCGGUGGCGAGGAGGAGGUACCUUCCUCCAAGCCAGCGAGCGCCAGGGGCGCCCUGCAGCUCCCAGCUCCGGGGCUGCACCCUGGGAGGCUGUCGGGCCGAGACGCCAGGCCGGCUGGCAGGGCUGCGGGGCGGCGGGGAGGUGCGGCCGCCCGCCUUCCCCACCGUGCCUAACUGUUGAGUCAAACUCCGCUGGCUGGCUGGACCUGCAGCCAGGCCUCGGCACAGUUUGCUGUGGUUAAUGAUUGAUCACCGACUACCCUUUCCGGAGCUACCCAGAAGGUCUGGAGGGCGGGCCAGGGCGGCAAGGGCCAGGGAGCAGGAGCGGGGGCGCAGCGCCGCGAGUCCGGGUGGCGCCCUCCGCGCAGAGGGUUAGGGCAGGGGCGCGGGCGCUGCGCGGACCCGCGGAGGGGCGGGGAGGCCCGGCCGCCCUCCGCAGCUGAGUCCCAGCCUCGCGCCAGCUCUCCUCUCUCAAAACCCCACCCCCAGGCACCCCAGCCCUCUCCUAGCGUGGAUUGCUCCAGGAAGCUCCCAUAAAAGCACCUCAAGUGCUAAAUUACUUCUGCCUGGGAACUCUAGAGUGAGUCCUGCGUCCAGUCCCGCAGAGUUGCAGCCAAGAACUUGGAGGUCUGUUGGCAGGAGAAAGGAACGUUGAGAAGUCUUUGGACCCGGUGGCGCAGCACUCUCUGUCAUGGCCUCACGCAGUGACUCCAGCAGGGACUGCUCCCAUAUCAUCGAUCACGACCAUGUCCCCCAAUUCGAGGUGGCCACCUGGAUCAAAAUCACGCUCUUCCUGGUGUACCUGGUCAUCUUUGUGGUGGGCAUCCUGGGGAACAGCAUCACCAUCCGUGUUACCCAGGUGCUGCAGAAGAAAGGCUACCUGCAGAAGGAGGUGACCGAUCACAUGGUGAGCCUGGCGUGCUCCGACAUCUUGGUCUUCCUCAUUGGGAUGCCUAUGGAGUUCUACAGCAUCAUCUGGAACCCUCUGACCACCCCCAGCUACGCGCUGUCCUGUAAGCUUCACACGUUCCUCUUCGAGGCCUGCAGCUACGCCACGCUGCUCCACGUGCUGACGCUGAGCUUUGAGCGCUACAUUGCCAUCUGUCACCCCUUCAGGUAUAAGGCCAUGUCAGGACCCUGCCAGGUGAAACUGCUGAUUGCCUUCGUCUGGGUCACCUCUGCCCUGGUGGCACUGCCCUUGCUUUUUGCCAUGGGUAUCGAGUACCCUCUGGUGCACGUGCCCGCUCACCGGGGCCUCAUUUGCAACCGCUCCCGCACCCGCCACCGGGAGCAGCCCGAGGCUUCCAACAUGUCGAUCUGUACCAAUCUCUCCAGCCGCUGGACCGUGUUCCAGUCCAGCAUCUUUGGCGCGUUUGUCCUCUACCUCUUGGUCCUGCUCUCUGUGGCCUUCAUGUGCUGGAACAUGAUGCAGGUGCUCAUGCGGAGCAAGCAGGGCACAAUGGCCGGGACCGGGCAGCAGGUGCAGCUGAGAAAGUCUGAGAGCGAGGAGAGCCGGGCCGCCAGGAGGCAGACCAUCAUCUUCCUGAGGCUUAUUGUUGUGACAUUAGCCGUCUGCUGGAUGCCAAACCAGAUUCGCAGGAUCAUGGCUGCAGCCCAGCCCAAGCACGACUGGACCAAGUCCUACUUCCGGGCGUACAUGAUCCUGCUCCCGUUCUCCGACACCUUCUUCUACCUCAGCUCGGUGGUAAACCCGCUCCUGUACAACGUGUCCUCGCUGCAGUUCCGCAGGGUGUUCUGGCAGGUGCUGCGCUGCCACCUGACGCUGCCCCACGCCAACCAGGAGAAACGCCUGCGCGCCCACCCCAGCUCCAGCACCGACAGCGCGCGCUCCGCCCGCAGCCCGCUCAUCUUCUUCGCGUCCCAGCGCAAUUCCUCCGCAAGGAGAACUAACAAGGUUUUCCUAAGCACUUUUCAGAGCCAGGCCGUGCCCGAAUCGAAGCCCCAGCCUCCAAGUCAGGAGUCCCCACAGCCCAACUCGGAGAUGAAGCCGGUCAGCUGUGCCGCAGAGAAUGGUUUCCAGGAGCACGAGGUAUGACAGCGAACAGAG